AUGUGGAUUUAUACUGUGAAACUCAAAGCAGAUGGAUCCGUUGAAAGAUAUAAAGUUAGAUUGGUGGCGAAUGGGUACAUACAGAGAUAUGGGACAAACUACGAGGAGACCUUUGCCCCAGUAGCCAAGAUUAACACUAUUAGAGUCCUAUUGUCUCUAGCAGCAAAUCUCGAUUGGCCACUACAUCAGUUUGAUGUCGAAAAUGCAUUCUUACAUGGAGACUUGGAAGAAGAAGUAUAUAUGGACUUACCCCCAGGAUGUAAUUCAGCUCCUGACAAGAAAAAUCAAGUUUGCAAGCUCAAAAAGUCAUUAUAUGGGUUAAAGCAAUCUCCCAAGGCAUGGUUUGGCAGAUUUACUAAAUCUAUGAAGAAUUUUGGAUAUACACAGAAUGACAGAAUCGUAACUAGAAACGACGCAAAAGAGCAACUGAAGUUGCAAAAGUAUUUGUCUCAGGAAUUUGAGAUGAAGGAUUUAGGUGAUUUGAAGUACUUUCUCGGAAUCGAAGUAGGAAGGUCAAAAACUGGUAUAUUUCUGUCUCAAAGGAAGUAUGUAAUGGAUCUACUAACUGAAACAGGAAUGCUUGGAUGUAAGCCUGCUGACACACCCAUUGAGAUGAAUCACAAGUUGUGUGAAGACAUGGACCAAGAACCAACCAAUAAGGAACAGUACCAAUGCCUUGUUGGAAGGUUGAUAUACUUGGCACACACAAAACCAGAUAUUGAAUAUGCUUUAGCCCCUGGGAAAGGAUUAAUGUUCUCAAAAAAUGGAGAUCUUGGAUAUACAGAUGUUGAUUGGGCUGGUUCCAUUAUAGAUAGACGAUCUACUUCUGGUUACUUUACAUUCAUGGUAGGUAACCUAGUCACUUGGCGGAGUAAAAAGCAAAAUGUGGUUUCUCGAUUUAGUGCAGAAGCAGAGUAUCGAGGAAUGGCUCAAAGAGUUUGUAAAUUAUUGUGGAUCAAAAGACUCUUGACAAAAUUGGGCUUCAAGCCAGAAAAGCCAAUGGAGUUGCAUUGUGACAACAAGUCAGCUAUCUAUAUUGCCCAUAAUCUAGUUCAACAUGAUCGAACCAAACCUGUUGACUCACUUACCAAGUUGGGCAUUGGUGACAUAUAUACACCAACUUGA
Messenger RNA from Prunus armeniaca (apricot), 1125 nucleotides. The record is from the annotation of a GenBank genome assembly. Lineage: Eukaryota; Viridiplantae; Streptophyta; Magnoliopsida; Rosales; Rosaceae.